AUGCCGAAACGGACGCUCUUCACCAAUAUUACCCCUCUGCCGCCUCAGGUAUCGCGCGAGGUCGCGGUCGCCAUGCUUCACAACCAUGACGAAAUGAUCGAAUUGAAUCCCUUGGUCAUUGAACAUCAUCCCAUCAAGACCCCUAGAGAUGCACCAGCGGACGAAUUCUUAGGUUGUGUUUGGCAAGAGCUGACGGACAAGAUCAAUUAUGGCGUCGCAAAGGGAAAAGUCAGCUACAAGGCAUGUUUUCAUGAUACUCCCAACGGAUUGCAAACACACAUCUACGCCCCAUUGGGCCUGGAUAUUCGGGAGAAGUGGUCAAUCGGUGGCACAUUACCGGGAGAGCCACCCGAGGCUCGAGAACUAGGUGUCGAAACUCCUCGUCAAGGACUUUAUAUUCGCGAAGAUGGUGAUAUGAGGUGUAACCGGAUGUUAUCUUCGUUUGUUAGAAAGAAUCUUGAUAAUGCCCACAAAGUACUGGUGGAACGAAUCCUUAAGAAGGCCGAAAUGGUGGAAGAGCAUGUACAAGCAACGUCCGCAUAUCCCACCAGUCCCGGCCCUCAAAACACUCGAUUUCAACCUGGCUCACACAUGGCCAAAUCCUCACUGCUCAAUAACGAUUAUCAACGUCCACUCUCCCCUCAAAUGCUGUCCCCACAACAGGACCACGGUGGUUGGCAAAACAUGGCCAACCAUCCUGCAUAUCGAAGUCAGAUAGAUGAGAAGUCUGGCUACCUGCAAAAUGGAAGGCCAAUGAGCACCUCCACCCUGCCACAAUACCAGGGUCACGAUCCACGGACGGGUUACUACAGUCAAAUAUCAGGAGUGCAGCAGCAACAAAUGCAGCAAAAUUACCAACACGCAGGACUCACUGCGCCCAAGCAAUUCGUCGCCGAACUUCCUGGCUCAACCUAUCACACAGGGCAUCACCUGUCGGGGACACCGGGCCAACCCACGCCUCCACAGUCGGACUAUCGCAUGAGCAUGGUUUCGGAACUGUCCGGCGGUUCUGACAAUGCCACUCCUCGAGGAUCACCCAGUGGACAUCACAACAGUGCCACCUAUUCUGACAGGUCAAGCAUGAUCUCCGAGCUUCCUCUUUCUCACGCUCAACCACAGCAAUACCAGCAGCAACAGCAGCAAUAUAAAUACAACAAUCCGAAUGAAAUAGCCCAGCAAUCGGUAGGAUCGUCCAAUACCUCAGAUCGCUUCAGCAUGGUCUCCGAACUCCCCUCUGACCAACAACAACAACUACGCAAUACCUGA
Molecule: messenger RNA, 1266 nt
Organism: Exophiala bonariae
Lineage: Eukaryota; Fungi; Ascomycota; Eurotiomycetes; Chaetothyriales; Herpotrichiellaceae
Exons: 1
Coding region: 1-1266 (421 amino acids)
Source: RefSeq, a predicted model, not a curated record